AAAAAAAGGAGCAAAAGUACAAAACAAGCCUCAUUUGAUAAAAUCAACAAUUUCAGCUACCUUGAGUCCUCCACCUUGGAGUGGGACCCAUACAUCAACACACUCCCCGGACCGCCACGUAAUCACCUAGCCCCUUCCAGACCGUCCUUCAUUUUCUCCUCUCACACAGACUUAAAACGCGCCAUUUGCCUCUUCCCCCGUUCAAAAUCUCCCCCAAAACCCCUCUCUCUCUACUCUCUCUCCUCUCUCUCUCUAUCAAACCCUACCCAUUUCCAACGCACAACAUAAACAUCACCCACAUUGACAUACCAACAUACAUUUAUCAAAUACAAAAUAUGAUGCCUCACUCUUACGCCACCGAUACGCAGAGCAAGUCCACCGAGCUGGCCUCCGCCGUCGCCGCCGCGAUUUCUCCGGCUCAGAUCCUCUCCGCGUGCGCCGCCGUCGAGUCCUUCCUCAGAAAGCACAGCCCCGACCAGCAGCGGUGGUUCUUCUCCAUCACCUUCCCAACCCUAAUUUCCAGAAUCUUCGGCUUUGACGACUCCUCGCCUCCUUCUGCAGCUACCAAGGGCCGUCCGUCCAAUGGAUGGAUUGACAUCGCCGCCUCGGGAAAUGAUACGGAGCUCGCAGGUAGAAUAUUUAGCCUACUAUCACCAAAUGGAGUGCUAUUAUCUUCAAUUUCAGGAGUUGAUCGGCUUUCUCUAGUCAAUUAUGUUUUCCCUACUGAGCGGUUACCCGAAUGGGUUCGUUACAUGCUUCAAAGUGAGAAAGAUUGUCGGGUUUUGACAGACUUGUGCCCUUUGUUCAAGUACAGGAUUAAGGAAGAUUCAAUUAAGGGCACUUCUUAUCAAGUUCAAUUGAAUGUUUUUGAGUAUUACUUGUUCUGGUUUGCUUAUUACCCUGUUUGUAAAGGUAAUAGUGAGGGUUCGGAGACGGUGAAGGUUCAGAGGACCAAGAAGUUUAGGUUGGAGAACUGGUCCUAUUCAAUCCCUGGUCUUUCAAGUACUAAACGCGAAACAGAAAAGAAGACCGAGAGUAACUUGUACAUACGGCUACUGUAUGUAUAUCUUCAUUCCUUCGUGCCUGUCCAAGACUUGAAAGUGCAUCAGCCCUACCGUAGUUCCUUACUUCACUAUUCUCCUGGUUAUGAUAGUUCUGCAAUAGAGCGAGCAGAGUUUGUAGUGAACACAGUGAUCCAUUUUUGGCUGGUCGAUAAUGACUUUUCACCAUUGCCUGCGGGUUUGUGCAAGCCUUUUGGUGUAACUUUUCCUUUCAGGUCUGUUCUGGGAGAGACCCCACCUACAUCAGGAUUGGGUGAUCUUAUUAAUGUUUUCAUUAAGUAUCUGAGUAUGAGUUCACUGACAGCUAUGGAAGGGCCCAAUCAGAAUGAAUAUGUUGGGUCUCCUGGGUGGAGAGGUUCAGGUUCAUUUGUUCCAUCAAGAGAUGCUGCUUUGAGUAUACACACUAUCAGUUCUUGGAACUUGUUGAUUCAGAGGCCACUGUACAGAUUUAUUUUGAGAACUUUUCUGUUUUGUCCGGUGGAAACUUCCAUAAAAAAUGUGUCCCAAGCAUUUUCCGUCUGGGUCAAUUAUAUAGAACCUUGGUCAAUCAGUUUUGAAGAGUUUGCUGAUCUUAAUGAAACUUUGGGAAGUUCAGCAAACAAAGUUCCUAAUUCAUCUUCUCCUGGAUAUGCAUCCACUUGGGAGGGAUUUAUAUUGGAUAACUACCUAUUUUAUAGCUCCUUGGUCAUGCAUUUUAUUGGAUUUGCUCACAAGUUUCUCCAUUCAGACGCAGAAGUAAUAGUUCAGAUGGUUGCUAAGGUUAUGAACAUAUUAACAUCGUCUAAUGAGCUCAUGGAUCUCAUAAAGAAUGUGGACACUGCUUUCCAUUCAAAAGCCACUGAUUCCUCUAAAUCUUCUAAAUCAGUGCUUACUCCCUUGCACAGAUAUACUCCGACAAUCCGCCAACAGUUACAGGAUUGGGAGGAUGGUCUAUGUGAAAGUGAUGCAGAUGGAUCCUUUUUGCAUGAGAACUGGAACAGAGAUUUACGACUCUUUGCUGAUGGUGAAGAUGGUGGUCAACAGCUGCUUCAGCUGUUUUUAUUGCGUGCCGAGUCUGAGUUGCAAUCAAUCUCUGGAAACAAUCUCCAAUGUCUGGACUCUCUGAAAUCGCACUUGAGCCGAUUGUUCGGUGGUCCUAUUACAAAAUCCUCACCACCUCAGUCGAAGCAUAAUCAUCCCAUUCAACAUGAGCAAUCACGAGACGAAAUAUUCAAGCCUAGAAGCUUCCGGAACAAAAUAGGUGGCGCCGAGAUAAAAUACAAGGGUGACUGGAUGAAGAGGCCAUUCUCGAAUGACGAGAUUGCUUGGCUAGCCUCGUUUCUAGUCAAUAUAUCCGGUCGCCUGAACGAGAAACUGGGGUUGAACCAGGUUGACUGCAUUGACCAAAGAGGCUCCGAUUGGUCCUAUGUGGAAAUGAAAGGCAACGGCGUACGAAGUGUAAAUGGACCUAUGGAGACGCUCAAAGUGGUCUUUUGUUGUCUGCUUUCUUGGAUUAUGUGGUUUGGUGGGGCCGGCGUGCAACUUAUGAGGUCACAUGGUUUGAGGGUAAAUCUUCGAUUGUUAGCUUCGAAGAAGAUAGUUGUGAUGGUGCUCGUUUUUGCUGCAUUCAAUCUUUUGAAGAGAGCUCUUGCGCUGCAGAAUGGUUUAUACAUAUAGUAUCUCUCCAUACGACAAUGGAAGAAUGGAAUCGAACAUUGUGAAUAUACAUACACAAACAAAUGGAAGUUAGACUGUAUAGAAAACUUGGUUUCGCUGUGGUGGUUUUGUAAGUGCGAAAAUUUUGAUAUCAGUUUGCAUUUUGGUUUCUUGUGCUCGAUUUAUCGUAAUUUUGCAUCGAGAAACCCCGGAUGUCUAUGAAUUUCAGGAAUAUCCCUCUGAUUCAUUGAGAGCUUUUCGUGUUU
Erythranthe guttata (spotted monkey flower) is the source of this 2962-nucleotide messenger RNA. Its product is annotated as sphingomyelin phosphodiesterase. Gene Ontology annotation, molecular function: sphingomyelin phosphodiesterase D activity. NCBI's taxonomy places the organism in Eukaryota, Viridiplantae, Streptophyta, Magnoliopsida, Lamiales, Phrymaceae. The record is from RefSeq and is a predicted model, not a curated record.